This is a messenger RNA of Darwinula stevensoni, 1306 nucleotides long. NCBI's taxonomy places the organism in Eukaryota, Metazoa, Arthropoda, Ostracoda, Podocopida, Darwinulidae. The record is from the annotation of a GenBank genome assembly.
AGGGGAAGGUUGAAGUGACAUAUUCAGUAGUUUCAACCUUACAAAGUUGCAGAGAUGCCUGUAUACAAUGUGAAGUGGCAUGCUCAUCAUGCAGAGACAGUCCAAAGCUUUGAGAAUCUUCGUCAUCAGGAGUCAUUCAUAGAUAUCACACUCUUUUGCAAUGGACAGUUUUUGAGGGCCCAUAAACUGGUGCUUGGCGCAUUGAGCGGUUAUUUUGAACGGAUUCUGAUACGGGAUGGACCAGGAACUUCAUUGAUCCACUUCUUUGGAAUGGACAUGUAUAUUUUGAGAUUUCUGGUAGAGUUUAUGUACACUGGGGAAGUGAAAGUUCCAUCUGAUGAUAUAGAGAAGUUCUUUGAAUUUGCUGAAAAGUUGGAAGUAAAGGGAUUGACAGGAAACAGGUCAAAAAGUAGUACCACAGUUUCAAAUGGAUCCAAUGGAGUCACAGUACCCCCAGCAAGAGUUGAGGAUGCUGUGGGUCACAAACGCAAGAGUACUCAUCAGUCGUGGCAGAAGUGUGAUGGAUCAGUGGUGCCACCCAAACUUCAAAGAUCUCAAAUGCCCAGAACAAGGCAGGACUGGGUUGCAUAUCCUUCUCAGUGGGCAGAUCAAGUGCUUUCUCCAUCCCAAGUUGGACCACUUUGUUCUGAAGCAGAGGAGAAAGAGGUUGAGAAGGUGGAAGAGAAUUUGAUCAAAGUUCAAGAAGAAAUAGCAGGCAACAAUAUGGAAACUUUGGAAACCACUGUACCACUGCAUGCAGAGUUUAUUGAAGAUGAUCAGUUAGAUGAACUGAGCUCUUAUCAUGUUGAGGGCACUGUAGAAGACACCAAGCCACAGGAUAUUUCCAGAAGCAUUGAUCCCCAGGACAAGAACCAGUUGGUUGCCCAGAGUUCUUAUGCUGAUGGCACUGCAGAAGAACCUGAAAUACCCCUGGACUUUCCAGCAGAAAUUAAUCCUCCGGAUGAACGCCUAUCAGAUGCCCAAAGUUCUCUUGCUGACAGAAAUGUAGAAGAUCCUGAACCCAUGAACAUUCCUGCAGGAGUUGAUCCCAAGAGCCUCAUACACCUGCAGCCCUAUGUUUGGAGCGGUCGGGAACUCGGCUCCCGGAAGCGUUCGUAUUUUUGUCCGAUCUGCCCUCGUGUCUUCCUUGACAAGAAACAGAAGGCCAUUGAACACAGCCAGCAGCAUACCAUGGAGAAGCCUUACCAGUGUUUCACCUGUUUAAAGAGGUUUGCAAGGAAGACCAAUCUUCAAAAUCAUGCCAUUAAAGCACACCAGAGCAAGAAUUAAAUAUCUGGAAUGUCCC